CAUCAAAGUACCUAACCCCAUCAUGUCCACCUAUAGAGGAUCGAAGAAUGCCUCGAGCACAGCUUCCGGUGCCUCAAACCCACCAAGUGACGCUCUCAUCUCUGAAUCAAGAAAGCGCCAAUCUAAACGUGAUGACGCUAUUAGACGGAAAAUUGAAAAUGAUUUGAGUAAGAAGAAGAGAAGUAGCACUCGUACUAAUAGAAACAAGAAGGGUGCACCAGGAACUGUCUUGUCAUUGAACCCAUCCGAACCAAUUAUCUGCAAGCCAUCUUCUACAGUGUACGAAGUCUCUCAAUUGAUGACUGCAAAGAGAGAAAAUUGUAUUUUGGUGGUUAGUGAUGUGGGUGAACUCUUGGGUAUUUUCACUGCUAAGGAUUUAGCAUUUAGAAUCGUUGGUUCAGGAUUAAAUGCCAAUAAUGUUACUAUUGAUCAGAUUAUGACCCCUGAUCCAAUGUGUGCCAAUUCAAAUACCCCAGCAUCAGAAGCCUUGAACUUGAUGGUUCAUAAGGGAUUUAGACAUCUACCUGUUUUAGAUGAUAAUAACCAAAUCGUAGGUGUUUUAGACAUUACUAAAUGUUAUGCCCAACAAAUGGAGAAGUUGGAAAGAAUGCAUGCAUCAUCAAAGAAAUUAUAUGAAGCUUUGGAUUCUGUUCAUUCUGAAAUUGGAAUGUCUCAACAACCAUUACAUAUUUUCCAAUAUUUUGAAAAUUUGAAGAGUAAAAUGAAUGGACCUACCUUGAGUUCAGUUUUAGAUGGUACAACUACUCCUGUUUAUUCUAAUGUUAAGGCCUCAGUGUAUGAUGCUACUGUUUUAAUGAAGGAAAAUCAUACCACAGCUGUUUUGGUCAAAGAUAAUAAUGAAGAUGUUACUGGUAUUUUCACAUCUAAGGAUGUUGUUCUUAGAGUUAUUGCCGCAGGAUUAGAUCCAAAAAAAUGUUCUGUUGUUAGAGUAAUGACCCCACAACCAGAUGUUGCGAGUCAAAACUUAUCAAUUCAAGAAGCUUUACGUAAAAUGUUUGACGGUCAUUAUUUAAAUUUGCCAGUGGUCGGAGAUGAAGCAGAAAUUGUUGGUAUUGUAGAUGUAUUAAAAUUGACAUAUACAACUUUGAAUCAAAUUAAGGUGAUUGAAGAAAAUGAAACUGCUGAAAGUAACCCAGCCAUUGGUUCGGGAGCUGGUGAUCAUAAUGAAGGACCUGCCUGGAACAAGUUCUGGACUUCUUUAGAUAACGAUGACACUGAGUCGCUUAAUUCCGAUUCAAUUGGUGGAGCUGCAGCUCCAGAUGUAACUCCACUGGAAUUCCACUCUUUCAACAUUGAUAGCAUUAAACCAUCGGAUUCUGUCUCAUACAUUAAUUCACCAACAAGAAAUCCAUUAAAUCGGUCCAAAUCUAUUGGGAAUAUUGACUCUCAAAUUCCAUUCACAUUUAAAUUUAAAUCACCUGCUAUAGAAGGAAGAGUUCAUAGAAUCUCAAUCCAACCUUCUGAAGGGAUCUCUAAACUUCGUGAGUUGAUAGAUAGUAAGCUUCAUGAAAAGGAUUUAACUUUUUUGAAAGGAGCAUAUGAAGAUGAAAUAUAUGCUAUCAGUUAUAUUGAUGACGAAGGAGAUGUUGUGUCCAUUACCAGUGAUCAUGAUCUUGUGGAAUGUGUGAGAAUUAACAAACAAUUACAGAAUGAUAAGGCAGAUUUGUACAUUCAUAACCCACAUGAACCAGCACCAGUAGAAGAAGCAAGAAUCCGUGGAGGUAGACCAACUUCAUCAACUUCAUCUUCAAGUAACAAUGGAUCCUCUAAUGAGCUUAUCAAGGGAAUACCGAACGAAGUGUUGAUUCCAGGUGCUUUAGGUGUGUUGGCUACUUCUAUAAUCAUUGGUCUUGUUCUUGGAAGAAAAUAAGUUAAUAUUGUUUAUUUAUACUUUUGUAACCGAGCUUUUAUAUUUACAGGAUGUAUUGAUUGCUAUAUAAAUAUGUAUAUGAAUUCUUGAAAUGAACUCAAACAUUUCUUUAUAAUAU
This is a messenger RNA of [Candida] anglica, 2009 nucleotides long. NCBI's taxonomy places the organism in Eukaryota, Fungi, Ascomycota, Pichiomycetes, Serinales, Debaryomycetaceae. The record is from the annotation of a GenBank genome assembly.